AUGAGCACUAGCUUUGGAGAAUGGCAAUUGGACGACCCUACUGAUGACCCCCAGGACGACAGCUUCAAGCUCCCCAGUGACCACAACCCAUCCAGCCCGUCAGACUCAGACUCGGCCUCCACAUCCAGCUAUGGCUACCGAUCUCCGUCAAUCCGAAAAACUAUGAGGGAGACCUACUGCGACAUUCGGCACGAGUUUGAUGUGUGGCACGUGAACAAGAGUGUGAAGAAGAAGCUUGUCAAUGCGGCAAAUAAGAAGGAAAACCAAGAUUUACAGACCUGGCUGAAGUCCAUAAGCAAUCAUUUAUACUGGUCUUGUAGCUCAAGUCACGGAGAUGGUGAGGAAUGUGUACGCCGCUGGAAAUCACUGCUCCAUCACAUUGUUGGCAUACACCGGUGGGAGGAAGAUGGGGAACAACACACCUGUCAUCAUGCCCCUUUGACAGACGAUGAACAGCGCAGGAAAAGGUGGAUGAAGGUGGAUUCCCCAGCAUACAAGUCAUUGAAAAGUAUUGUCCUGGACAAAAAUCUACUACGUGACUUGAAGCAGAUGGCCUUAUUCAAGCACACCGGGCCCCUGGAGGUCUUUCACUCAUCUAUGCUGAAGUAUACCCAGAAGAGGCUGCACUUCUCCUAUGACGCAAUGCUGGCCAGAACCCAACUCGCAGUCAUGGAUCACAAUGCCAACAUUGGCAAGGAACAGGCCAAAACAAAAGAAGGACAACCACGAUUUGCUUGUGCCUACUCAAAGGCCAGCCGUCAGUGGACUGCCAGGCCUGUGUAUGAGAGAGGCGAACAGCCAUUCCGGAAAAACAUGAUGGAAGACACCUUGAGAAUGAGGGAUGAAAGCAGCAUCGAAGAUUGGCCCCCGUCCAGCCCCUCGCAGGAAGAAACUUCUGAAGAACAUUGCUCCUGUCCCCCGGCCUGA
Engraulis encrasicolus (European anchovy) is the source of this 927-nucleotide messenger RNA. RefSeq lists its product as uncharacterized. NCBI's taxonomy places the organism in Eukaryota, Metazoa, Chordata, Actinopteri, Clupeiformes, Engraulidae. The transcript has 6 exons. The record is from RefSeq and is a predicted model, not a curated record. Bases 1 to 927 code for a protein of 308 amino acids.